UACACCUCGCACUUCACUUACCACCUACUCCCACCUACCUCCACCUACUCCAAAAGACGACGCGGACUACUUCUCUCAUUCCGAGUGUCCAUCUUUAUUCAACUGGCACGUAACCUGCACACAUGCAUUACGUCCUCAAGUUCUGCCUCAAGAAUGGAGGAACGGUCCUUGGGGAAAAAAAGCAGUAGACUUGAAGUUUGUGGAGGAUUACAAGCCUUUUAAAGAUAAUGUCCAGCUCAGAUUUAUGCUCUAUGGACCUGUUGGUGCUGGCAAGUCCAGCUUCAUCAACUCUGUGGAAAGUGCUUUACGAGGGGAAAUAACUGAUCGAGCUAAAACAGAUGCAAUCGGUGGCAAGAGCUACACCACAAAAUACAAAGCCUACAAAAUCAAAAAAGGUGAUACAGGGACACAUUACCCUUUUGUCUUCAAUGACGUCAUGGGCCUCGAGAAGGAUGAAGGAGUUUGUGUGGAAGACAUCAAACUGGCCAUUAAGGGACACGUGAAGAAUGGUUACAAUUUCAAUCCUCGGUCUUCCUUGUCUGAGGAUAACCAACACUACAACAGAGACCCGUCUCUAAAUGACAGAGUUCAUGUUCUGGUUUGCGUCAUCCCUGGCAGCAUAGCAGGAUUGCAGGAUGAUUCUGUGAGAAAGUUGAGGGAAGUCAGACUUGCAGCCAGGGACAUGGGGAUUCCUGAAUUUGCUAUUCUCACCAGAAUUGAUGAAACCUGUCCAGAGGUCAACAAGGAUAUAAGGAACGUGUAUAAGAGCAAGUACCUGAAGAAAAAGAUUGAGGAGGUGAGUGGAAGGAUGGGAUUUCCACAAAACUGCAUCUUUCCUGUGAAGAACUACCACUCAGAGAUCAACAUACAUGAUGACACAGAUACACUGAUACUGAGCGCACUGACAGGGAUGAUUGAAUCUGGAGAAGACUUUGUCAACGACCUGUAAAACUACAUUCUGCUGAGGCAGGUCUUCUUUUUAUAACAACAUGUAAAAAGGUCAUGUUAACAAUUAUGAUAAUUACAUGAAGUGGGCAAAAUGGCUUUUAGUUUUUUGUUUGCAGCCUGUAAUGCAUAAUAUCUAUAAUAUAAAUGAUGGUGUCUCUACCUUAAUGAGUAAAGUAUGAAAAGGCUUUAUUUUUCCUAUAUUUGAUGUUUUCGUUGCAUUAUGAUAUUGUUAGUUAUAUGCUUUUUUGAUUCAGGUGGUAAUUUAUAUUGCCGUCUCCAGGUAAUCAAAAAUCUGAAUAUUCGUAGGUCGAAGAUGAGAUUUGGUAAAAUGUGUUCAGAAUAAUGAUAACAUAUGCUGUACCUGUCAUUGAUUCAAAGUGUUUUGCAUAUAAUGAUACGUUUUUUAAUAUAACCAGAUCAUAUUCAUCAAAUAAUGAUAACUUUAAUAUUAUGAUAUUUUUAAAUGACAUAAUAAACAUAAUUGUUUCAAUCAAGACAACAGAUCAGAGCAGUUCUGUGAUUUGCAGCUCAUUCAGAUCAAAGCAGCUUCACUUGUCUCUAAGAAAACCCUCGUCAGGUUUUAAAACAUGCAUGUGAUUACACUCAAAAACAAUACAUGGUGUUUCUUAUUUGUGCUUGCAUUAAAUGGUUCAACAAUGAUGUACAUUAAUUUUUUUAAAUAUUUGGUGAGUCCAUAUUUUGUUGUUACAUUGAGAGGGUGCAAAGUCAUGAUAAUCAGUGCCUGUUUUACACAGUGUGCCUAUUCUAGGAUGGUUACAUUUGAAUGCUUUGAUUUCUGUAAAGAUGAAGAUGAAGCUGUUGAUCUACAAUCCUUUGAUUCUCACCAAUAAUAUUUUGAACAAUAAAUGCAUUCACACAUUCA
This is a messenger RNA of Gymnodraco acuticeps, 1831 nucleotides long. Its product is annotated as interferon-induced protein 44-like. The coding region runs from base 245 to 949 and encodes 234 amino acids. The record is from RefSeq and is a predicted model, not a curated record. NCBI's taxonomy places the organism in Eukaryota, Metazoa, Chordata, Actinopteri, Perciformes, Bathydraconidae. The transcript is spliced from 8 exons.